AUGAAUUAAGUUGAACCUUUUGGCAUUAGAGUAAUACCUAUUAAGUGGGUGUUAAAAUUUGAGCCACCCAUUAUAGGGUUGGUUUACAAGCAGCAUCAAAAGGAGAAGAAAAAGCAUCUUUACUAGAUUUCAUUGAAUAAUCUGAUAUUUUUGACAAAUCCAGAGGACAUUGUGAAUCAAAUAAUUUAUGAACAUCCUGCUUAUUUGAAUAGGAAAUUCAUAAAACAUGAGCAAGUAAUUGGGUCUGUUGUUAUGAACCUAGUUGAUCGGAUUAGUGCGUAAAUUGCUAGAUUAUAAAAGUCAGAAGUUAUAGGAAAUGGUAGAGUUUAUGGAGGAUCAUUUGGUUGA
Messenger RNA from Paramecium octaurelia, 348 nucleotides. The record is from the annotation of a GenBank genome assembly. Lineage: Eukaryota; Ciliophora; Oligohymenophorea; Peniculida; Parameciidae.